Rotaria sp. Silwood2 is the source of this 1644-nucleotide messenger RNA. The record is from the annotation of a GenBank genome assembly. Lineage: Eukaryota; Metazoa; Rotifera; Eurotatoria; Philodinida; Philodinidae.
AUGUAUUGUAAUCAUUCAUGUACAGAAGGUCCACAACAAAAUAAGUUUUUAAUAAAUUUAUUAUGGGAACACUUUUAUGAAAAAUAUGGUGUUGAUUUAUUAUCUACAAUAGAUAUUAUGCCAGGAACAUUGUCAAAUGAUAUUUCAUGUCGAAUAGCUCAUAUUCAAUGUUUAGUAGAAACUUUAAAACAAAGAAAACCUAAUGUGUCUUCCAUUCCUGGAGAUAUACAGUUCGUAAUCGACCGUGGUAUUAAAUUAAUCAACAGUUUAAAAGAAGUGAAAAAUGUAUCCGACGAAAUAAAAGCAAAAGAUGAUAGUGACAAUGAUUUAAAAAUUUGUUGCGAGAAAUAUAUAAGUCUAUUAAAUGGAAAGGAUGAUGCCAAAAGAGAAUGUGAAAGUUUUAUUGAAAUAUGCGAAACAUUGUUAUAUUACAUUGAAAAUGCUGAAUUUGAAAAUUAUUUUCCAUCCUUAAAUCAGUUGAUGAACACUUGGGAACGUUCAUUAGUGGAAAAAAAAGGAUUUGAACCGAAAGUCAUUCAAGUUUUUAAAUCGUUUGAAAGCGAUCUGAAACGUAUUGUUCUUCCAACUUUGCCAUGCAGGAUAGGUUUUAUUGGCGAAAUGAGUGCAGGCAAAACUUCACUAUUGAAGUGUCUAAGAAACAUUGAUUGUUAUGACACAGACAAUUCAAAAACAGAAAUAGCUACAGACAGAAGAAUUCUUUCUCCCAUUCGUGUUGGUAAAAGUACAUUAUGUCAACUCGAAUUCGACACUCAGUACACUGAUGGAACAGAGGUUAUCUUUGUUGAUAUUGAAGGAUCAACUGAUUAUGACACUGAUCUAGAAUCAGGAAAUUAUUUUGACGAAAUACGAAAAGCAGAUUGUGAUUUAUAUAUAUUGGUAUUUGACAACAGAUUUGCAGAUAUGCAUAAAAAUUGGCAUAAUUAUAUUGUAAAGGAAUUAAACCGUGAAUGUUGGUUAGUACGAAAUAAGAUUGAUGAUUUAUUUCUUCGAACAUUCAAAGAAGAUGUUGGCCAAGAGUUCAAUUCAUCUAGUGAAGCAAAACGAAAUCGAUAUGCGGAAAGAAUAGUUAAACGAAUUCGAGAAUCUGUUAGCUCAGGCACUAAUGGAAUAAAAUUAUAUUUAACAUUUAGUUCUUGUGAUACGGAUGCGCUUAAUGAAAACCUAUCGAAAGAACCUUAUGGAAAAUUCGAUCUGGAAAAAUUAAUUGAUGAUAUCAAAAAUUUGCCACACAAUUUUCAUGCAAACCGUCUGCAAAAAAUGUGUGUGACUGCAACUGCUAAAAUUAUUAAUAACUGCUUUCGUCGUGGUUAUGUUGUCAAUGUUAUGAAAUAUAAAGUAUUUGCUGGAGUAGCUGCUGUGGUACCAUUUGCUGAUUUAAUACCAAGGUAUUUAGGACGCGAAGCAAUUCGUCAGGCCUUUGGAGUCAACAGCCGUUCACGUUUCAUGGUUUGGUGGACAGGUCAAAAAGAUGAAUUGAAAGAAUAUUUGGAGAACUUUAAUAUUGAAAUUGACCAGGAUAGUUUGACAACAUCAGCGUUUAAAAACACAUUUCAAUUACGAAGUCCUGCAAUUGAAACUAACAUAAACGCUGGNCCAUUUUGGGCCUUCUCCCUUCAUCAGUAA